GGGUGACUACACUGAUUCGGGGACGGUGCUGAAAGAGAAGAAGGUGGACUUGAGGAGGAAGGGGGACCAGGGUUAGAGAGCCAAAGAGAAGAAAAGAACUAGCAAUUGGGUGCCUGUGGGGAGGAGACUGCUGAGAAAUCCUGGACUUCUGACUUGCAGCCUAGACUUUGCCACCCACUUGCUGUACCAGGCCUAAUUACUGUGUGUCUCAGAGCCUGGCUGCUUUUCUCUGCAAACAAGCCGAAAUCCACGUCUUGCCCGGCAAGGUUUGUCGAAUGCAUUUCCGGGCUCUUUGCCAGGCCCAAGUAGUUUUUCCUCUCCUUCAAGGCUACUUCUUCAAGUUGGUUUUUGUCCAUUUUUUUAAUGUCCCACAGGAUGGAACUGAGCCGGAAGCUCCUAACCGGAUGCCUUCUUCUGACUGUGUGUGUGAUGAUCAGCUCUGGCCAGCACUGGUCCUACGGCCUUCGCCCGGGGGGGAAGAGGGAUGCUGACAACUUGAUCGAUUCGUUCCAAGAGAUGGCCAAUGAAGCGAACCAGCUGGCAGAACCUCAGCGUUUUGAAUGCACCAUUCACCAGCCACGUUCCCCAUUCCGGGAUCUGAAAGGGGCUUUGGCCAGCUUGAUCGAAGAAGAAGCUGGGAGGAAGAAGGUUUAACUCCAGUGGAUGAAGAGAAUUUCCCAACAUGUCUCUGUAGUGAUGAUUGUCAAAAUGUGUCCUGAGACCUUUGGAAGUCUCUCCAAUCCAAAUCAUGUUUCCGCAUUGAAAAUCCCUUGGAAUUGAGAGCCCUGUUCUGAAUAAAGUAGUUAUCGAUGUUUCACCUGCUUCUGCAGUUCAGAUGUUCUUCUCUGCCCACUGUGCCAUCUGGCCGCCCUUAGGACCAGCACAUCUUGGGAUGAGCUGAGACAGAGGCUACCGUGAAUCCCUCGCUUUUCAUAUUAAAAUGUCUGAGAUGGAGUGGGGACGGUGUGAUGCUCAACCCCUACAGCUGGGACAGGGCUCGCUCUCAAGGAGCUCAGUCUAUGACG
Messenger RNA from Sarcophilus harrisii (Tasmanian devil), 1025 nucleotides. RefSeq names its product gonadotropin releasing hormone 1 (gene GNRH1). Lineage: Eukaryota; Metazoa; Chordata; Mammalia; Dasyuromorphia; Dasyuridae. Gene Ontology annotation, cellular component: extracellular region. The record is from RefSeq and is a predicted model, not a curated record. Gene Ontology annotation, biological process: multicellular organism development. The transcript has 3 exons. Gene Ontology annotation, molecular function: gonadotropin hormone-releasing hormone activity. Bases 364 to 654 code for a protein of 96 amino acids.